Theobroma cacao (cacao) is the source of this 1847-nucleotide messenger RNA. Lineage: Eukaryota; Viridiplantae; Streptophyta; Magnoliopsida; Malvales; Malvaceae. The record is from RefSeq and is a predicted model, not a curated record.
UGAAACUUUUUCCCCUGUUGUGUAUAUAGUGACAAUUGCUAAUGCUGCAAAAGAUUUUAUAACCUGAAUUUUUUCCUAAAGCUGCAAUAUAACUCAAUUCAGUUCAAUUCAAGUUUGAAUUUGUCAAAACUAAUAGAAACUUCUAACUGUAACAUACCGUUUCAUUUGGGGUAUUUGAAUCCGUCAAAAACAUAUAAUUCUAUGGGUAUUGCUAUAGACCUUCACUGGUACAUGACUAUUCAAUUUGGAUUAGUCAUGGUUCAACUUCUUUGUUUGGUGGGUGGAGAGGGGAGAGAAGGCUUAUUCCCACAGAACAGGGCUGAAGCCAAUCCUCCCUCCUUUCGUGAACGACCAGCUGGAAACAGAAGUGGAAUAAACAAACCCAAAAGGCACGAAACAAAUGACUACGGACAGUAUCCUCCCUCUUUAAAAGACCGAAACUGGCAUCCCAUAACACCCCCAAACCUUAAUACAGAAACAAAGAAAAAAUGACCCUCCAAUUCCUCUGUUUCUUCCUGUUCCUAGCAACUUUCUUCUCUGUUCCAUCAUCAGCCACAAUCCCUUUAGGCGUCACCCUCUACGCCUCAACCCCAAAUCAAACAUGGUCCUCACCCAAUUCCACCUUCUCCAUCUCCUUCAUCUCCACGAGCCCCAAUGUGUACACUGCCUCCAUCACCUACUCUGGUGGAGUUCCAAUUUGGACAGCAGGCAGCAAUGUUGACUCCGGUGGGGCUCUCCAUUUACUCCCUAACGGAGCUCUACGCCUCACCGAUGGCACAGGCGCCACUCUCUGGGACUCUGACACGGCAAACCGUGGAGUUUCUUACGCAUCCCUGGAAGACUCAGGGGAACUUAGGCUACUCACCAAUGCUAGUAUCGUAGUCUGGUCUUCGUUUGAUAACCCCACUGAUACUAUCCUCCCAUCGCAGAAUUUUACUGUAGGGAAGGUUCUGCGAUCUGGGUUGUAUUCUUUUUCUUUUCUAAGGUCGGGCAAUCUGGCUUUGGAAUGGAAUGAAAGUGUUGUGUAUUGGAAUAAAGGAUUGAAUUUUACAUUACGUGCUAAUUUAACUACGGCCAGCUUAGUGUUGCAGGCUAUCGGAAUCUUGUCAGUUUUUGAUCCUACAUCGACUAAUGGAGAUAUCGUGGCUUAUAGUAGUGAUUAUGCAGAAGGAAGUGAUAUAUUGAGGUUUUUGAGGUUAGAUAGUGAUGGGAAUUUAAGGAUUUAUAGUUCAGCUAGGGGUAGUGGAACUACAACAAUUAGAUGGGCAGCUGUUUCUGAUCAGUGUGAGGUUUUUGGUUACUGUGGGAACCUUGGAAUCUGUGGUUACAACGGUUCAUACCCGAUUUGCGAGUGCCCAUCUCAGGAUUUCGAGCAUGUUGAUGCGAAUGAUGGAAGAAAAGGGUGUAGAAGGAAAGUUGAGAUUGAGGAUUGUCCUGGGAAUGCUACCAUGUUGCAAUUGGAUCAUGCCGUGUUUUUGACUUAUCCACGCGAGGUCUUCUCUCAGACUUUCUUCGUGGGGAUAUCAGCUUGUAGAUUAAACUGUCUAGUGAGUCCACCUUGCGUUGCUGCCACUUCUUUGGCCAAUGGAUCAGGGCUUUGUUACUUGAAAACGUCAGGCUUUGUUUCUGGAUAUCAGGGUCCAGUAAUUCCUAGCACUUCUUAUGUCAAGGUUUGUGGUUCACAGGCAUAAUCUUCAUCCAAACUGUAGGAGUUUUGCCUUCAGCUUCAGAGAGGAUUAUGAAGAUGGAAUGCACCACUUCUAUGCACGUCAAAUUCUAUAUGAAACAUGAAGCAAUAAGCUUAUUAUUAUAUGUAUUAAACUAAUAUAUUACAAUUUUUGGUUUCC